Messenger RNA from Dreissena polymorpha, 1901 nucleotides. RefSeq lists its product as uncharacterized. The transcript is spliced from 8 exons. NCBI's taxonomy places the organism in Eukaryota, Metazoa, Mollusca, Bivalvia, Myida, Dreissenidae. The record is from RefSeq and is a predicted model, not a curated record. The coding region runs from base 266 to 1501 and encodes 411 amino acids.
CCGAGAUCGCGGUGUAAAGCGGUAUGGAAAACCCCAUCGUGUUAAAUGUCCUCUUUCGAUAUUGAAACGAUCGUACGAUCAAACUAGUGUAAAAUUGAUCCGGAUAAACAAAUUUGAAUGGAAAUUCUAAAUAUGUUUCCACCGAUCCUGAUAUUCAUUUUAUUAUGAAGCUUUUUCCACUGAGGAUUAUAAAGUUCGUUUUUGUUUAAUAUUCAAAAUCUACUUUCGGUUUUUAAAGAAUCAGAUUAAUAAUAAAACACUCACAAUGGGGAAUGCACUGCCACCUUUUGGAAUUAAGAAUUCACAAUCGUCGCAAGCAAGCAGGUUUUAUAAUCUUAGCGCUGAAAACCGCAUUGAAUAUGAGGUCAUUCGACUCAUUGAGACUGAACAUACCUAUUGGCAAGACAUUUUGCAAAGUUUGAAAAUGACGACAUCUGAUGUUGAUAUUGCAUUCAUCAACGAUUCGUUGGAUAAUACUGCAAAGAAGAUAUUCAAAUACCUUGCACAGACAGCGUCAAAAUAUGAAGUCAAAAAGCCACAUGAUGAAUCAUUUGUGAAGCUGCGAUCAGAACAAGAUAUUGCAGCAUUGCAUCAUAAAUUGGCAGAUUUAGAGAUAAUGAUCACAUCGUUGCAAAGUGAGCGAGACGAUCUGUUGCUCAGACUCAGCAAAGUUGUUGGAGACAAGCUGGUCCAAGACAAUCCGAACAUAAGUGAUCUGAGUGACAAGAACAGACCCACCAAACUGGGCGAAAUGUAUUCCGAAUUGUACGAUAAUGAAUGGACGGAUGCUAUUGAAGGCCUACAAGAGGCAGGUCAAGAUGAAAAAGAGGCUGUUCACACACUUUGCUUAACCUUACAGAAAACCUUUAAGUUUUGUGAUGAUAAGGCCGUUCAACUGUUAGAUUCAACAGCCAAUGCGGCAAAUGUUUUGUUCUUGGAAGCCGAACAGACACAGGGCCAGAUGAAACAACGAUUCACCAUCGCAAUUGCUCCUAAGAACAUUAGUUCCAAACAAAGCGGACAGCUCCAACAUUGGAUCGAGAAGUUACAACUACAGAACAGAUGGAAACCUAAGGCAACAUCUAGUACAGACCAAACUAAACCAUCAGUUCCCGAGAAAAAACUGCCGCUCAAUUUUGAAGCUGAAUACAAACACCUGCGUAAAGAACUUUCAGUAGCAAUAGUUCCAGCUUUACAAAAGGCAUUUCUUGACAUCUACUGGGACGAUUCGUGCAUUCCGGCUAUGAAGCCCUUCAUCAAGAAAAGUCUGUUCCUCUGCUGGAUGAUGGUAGUACAGGGACCGCCUCUGUGUUUCGAUUGGAGUACCAAACACGGGUCAAAGUUUGAUGCAAAUUUGUAUAAACAGUAUACAAAAUGUGGAAACAUAGUGGAUUAUGUUGUAUGGCCCACAAUGUUCUUACAUGAAGGUGGACCUGUAAUUGUGAAAGGUGUUGCACAACCAAUAACUGGUGUUAGCGAUGAAGAAUCCAAACAUACAUAAACUUGAAUAUAACUGACAACAUAGUUGUUCCAUAAUUUUUAGUGCUCAAUGUGCACAUAGAACAGUGAGCAAUGUGUAAUAUAUGUUGUUGUUUUUUUAAGGUGACAAUUUACGCAUGAUCAUUUCCGGAGGAGCUCAGACUUAUAUUGAGAAUAGUUAACGGAAAUAUAUUGAUCAUAAGGUUGUAUGUAUGUUAAAAAAAAAAACGAAUUUUUAAAAUAUGUGUGUGAAAAACCGUUAGUUGACCGUGCUGCAAAGGUAAAUUAAAAGCCCAAGGGAUAUUUGCAUGAAAAUCGUAUCAAUGGUUAACGACAGAGAUGAAGAGCAUCAAUUACAAUUAUUAAUAUAAGGCUUCUAAAAGUUGUUAAAUUAUCAUUUGAAAUAAAAUGCUUUUAGAUAG